Messenger RNA from Zerene cesonia (dogface butterfly), 1495 nucleotides. Its product is annotated as zinc finger protein OZF-like. The transcript is spliced from 2 exons. Gene Ontology annotation, cellular component: nucleus. Lineage: Eukaryota; Metazoa; Arthropoda; Insecta; Lepidoptera; Pieridae. Bases 65 to 1384 code for a protein of 439 amino acids. The record is from RefSeq and is a predicted model, not a curated record. Gene Ontology annotation, biological process: regulation of transcription by RNA polymerase II. Gene Ontology annotation, molecular function: RNA polymerase II transcription regulatory region sequence-specific DNA binding; DNA-binding transcription factor activity, RNA polymerase II-specific; zinc ion binding.
GAGGAGUUCUGUGUAAUAACAAUAAAUUAAUUAUAUUGCAUUGCGGAGGCAGUACCAUCCAAAGAUGGAAAAUAACUUUGAAAGUUAUUGUCGAAUUUGUUUAGAUGUAGAAUCAAAACACAUUUCAAUAUACGAGGAUCCUGUUAUACACUUACAUAUUAAAUCAUGUUUAUCUAUGACUGUGAACCAAAACGAUAAUCUUCCGAAAGGUAUUUGUGAAUCUUGUAUAUCGCAGCUGAAUAAUUUUUAUAAUUUUCAACUAAAUGCGCGUUGCUCGCAAGAUUGGCUCGAAUCCACUUUACACGACAAGAGAAAAAACACAGAAACUAAAACCUUUAUAACGCCACUUCCUGAUUCCGAGUACAAUUCAGAUUCACUCCUUGAAUUUUUAAAUAAUACAUCCAACAUUGAGGAGUAUUUAAACAACUUAGGAAAGGAAGACAUACCAGUGAUAGUUAACAUGUUAGACAGAACGGAAGGCGAUAAAUUAGCCAAAGCAAAGCUUACAAGUCCAAAAAAGAAGGAUAAGCAAAAUUCUGUUAACAUGAACAUUGAUGUUUUGGACUCAGACAUAGAAAUAGUUAAAGAGUUAUUGAUGAAAGAGUCAGAACCGAAAAAGGACAAUCUGCACUCAUGCUUUGCUUGCAAAGAAACAUUGGAUAGCAUUGUAACUCUAUCACAACACUUGAGUAUAUGUGAAAGUGCGAGUCGCACUUGUGUGCUAUGUAACACACUGUUUGAUUCCAAACAGAAGAUGCUUCAGCACCUUCUAACACACAAUAUAACAGCCCCUUUAACCUGCACUUGUGGCAGAAAGUUUGAAGAUAAUGAAAAACUUUUAGCACAUACAAAAUAUUGUAAUGUUGAUCAUAUAGCAUCCAUGGGUUUCAUGUACAGGUGUAAGCAAUGUAAGGAGAUGUUUACAGAACGGUUCCAGCUGUACAAACAUGCUAAGAAACAUGUGUUACAGGCUGAACAGAGGAUGUGUGAUAUAUGCGGACAUACAUUUGUGGGUAAUGAGGCAUUAACAAAACAUAGAAAACAGGAGCAUAAUAAACCUAAUAACUUCCAUUAUAAGUGCAAAGUGUGUUGUUUUACAACAAUGAAUCGCAAAGAAAUGUACAAACAUAUACAAAAACACACCAAUGGCAAGGAUUCCAAACACCUCUGUGAGUCCUGCGGCCGUUGUUUUUCCUCCCGAGUUACAUUACUACGACAUUUGUUACAACACAGCAAUAGCAAUAGAUGUCCUGUUUGUUCCAAAGUGUUUACCGAUGAGAAGAAAAGAGACAAACACAUGCUGGACCAUGCGGAAAUGGUUAUGUGCGAGAAGUGUGGACAAUCUGUCAACAGUGUAGAACUAAAUAAACAUGGCUGCUUAUAGUAUGUUUUUGUUUCAGUAAAACUGUUGUCAAAAUAUAACCAAAUAAAAUACUUAAGGGGUAAACAAGAAACAUUUAUUAAAAUUACAAUGUGAACACUCAACAUUGUAAUG